AUGGACAACAUCGACUGUGGAAUGAAUAAAAUUCUCCGAAGGAUUGACUCGAUGACCAACAUCCUGAAAGGUCUGGACACUCGUAUACAAAGUAUGGAGACGGAGUUGCUGAAGAUUCGACUAAAUCAAGAUGAAGAUUCGAGUGAGUUUUCCUAUUCGGAUGAGGAGGGAUGCGAAGGGGAUUUUAACCUCGUAACGCCAGAAGAGGAAGACUCCAGCUGUAAGUUAGAUCCACCCCCUUUCAUGGAGAAUUAUAAUCUUGGUCAAUUUCGUCGGUGGAUAGAACAUGUAGAAAGGUGUUUUGAGUUUAGUAGAACCCCAGAUGAUGAAGAAGUAGAAUUUGUAGUCUCCUGCAGUUUUAAAGAUGGGGUUUUAUCAUGGUGGGAACAAAUCCAAAAGCUAAGUAUGCGAAUUGAUAAAAAACCGAUUCAAGAUUGGACAACGAUGAAGAAGUUGCUGAUGGCUCGAUUUUUUUGUCCAGAUUCUUUUGUAACCAAAGUGGACCACUAA
Molecule: messenger RNA, 510 nt
Organism: Lactuca saligna
Lineage: Eukaryota; Viridiplantae; Streptophyta; Magnoliopsida; Asterales; Asteraceae
Source: the annotation of a GenBank genome assembly